CAGGGCUGCCGCAAUGCAGAGGGAGGAGAAGCAGCUUGAGGCAUCCUUAGAUGCACUGCUGAGUCAAGUGGCUGAUCUGAAGAACUCACUGGGGAGUUUCAUUUACAAGUUGGAGAACGAGUAUGACAGGCUGACCUGGCCCUCUGUCCUGGACAGCUUUGCCCUGCUCUCUGGACAGUUGAACACUCUGAACAAGGUCUUGAAGCAUGAAAAGACACCACUGUUCCGUAACCAGGUCAUCAUCCCUCUGGUGUUGUCCCCAGACCGAGAUGAAGAUCUCAUGCGGCAGACUGAAGGACGGGUGCCUGUUUUCAGCCAUGAGGUAGUCCCUGACCAUCUGAGAACCAAGCCUGACCCUGAGGUUGAAGAGCAGGAGAAGCAACUGACGACAGAUGCUGCCCGCAUUGGUGCCGAUGCGGCUCAGAAGCAGAUCCAGAGCUUGAACAAAAUGUGCUCAAAUCUUCUGGAGAAAAUCAGCAAAGAGGAGCGAGAAUCAGAGAGUGGAGGUCUUCGGCCGAACAAGCAGACCUUUAACCCUGCAGACACCAAUGCCUUGGUGGCAGCUGUUGCCUUUGGGAAGGGACUGUCUAAUUGGAGACCUUCAGGUAGCAGUGGCCCUGGCCAGCCAGGCCAGCCAGGAGCCGGGACAAUCCUUGCAGGAGCAUCAGGAUUACAGCAGGUGCAGAUGGCAGGAGCUCCAAGCCAGCAGCAGCCAAUGCUCAGUGGGGUGCAGAUGGCUCAAGCAGGUCAACCAGGGAAAAUGCCAAGUGGAAUAAAAACCAAUAUCAAGUCGGCUUCAAUGCAUCCCUACCAGCGGCCUUCGUGCCCAAGUUCCAUCAUGGCUAUCCCUCUAAGCUGCAGGUGAAGAGGCUUCUGGGCUGGGCCAAACUGUCCACCUACAGCUCUGGUGAAGCUCGGGCUUGCUCUGCUCUUCAUCCUCUGAGAAGCCAAUUCAGCUCUUACCUGGGAAAUAGGCACAAAGUCCCCUAUCCUUUACCCCACCCUGUACACAUGAAGGAUGAUGUCAAAGGGCUGAUAGGUGGGUGAUUUCUCAGGAUGUACCUCUGCCAGGUAGGACUGUAUAAAAAAGAGUUUUUCCCUACCACGUGAAAAAGCCCCUUCCCCUGGAUUGAUUUUUCUUAUUUUGGAGGGAGAGGGGCAUUGCAUUUCCCAUUGUCAUUGGGAUUUAGUUGUCCUCAUAAUAGUGGCUAGUUCCUGGACUCUAACCCGGAUGGCUUUUCUCCAUUCCACUAAGCCUGUGGCUCAAACAGGAGCUGGACUGAUGGUGGGAUGGGGCAGCCCCCAGGAGCUUUGCCUGCUUUUAUAAAGUUGAAGAACAGAGUGAGUUUGGACAUGCAGCCUAAGAUGCCUUUCUUAGCACUCGUUUGUGGGUAGGGGCAGGGGUUGAGUCAGCAGAAGUGGACCAAAGGAUUCCUCUGAAUAAGGUUAUUUAAGUUGAUGUUCACUG
Molecule: messenger RNA, 1468 nt
Organism: Propithecus coquereli (Coquerel's sifaka)
Lineage: Eukaryota; Metazoa; Chordata; Mammalia; Primates; Indriidae
Gene: MED8
Product: mediator complex subunit 8
Exons: 8
Coding region: 14-865 (283 amino acids)
Biological process (GO): regulation of transcription by RNA polymerase II
Cellular component (GO): mediator complex; core mediator complex
Molecular function (GO): RNA polymerase II cis-regulatory region sequence-specific DNA binding; transcription coregulator activity
Source: RefSeq, a predicted model, not a curated record